GUCAGCUCAGUGACCUAACUUGGUGGGCCGGAAGGCGGAGGUUUCGGAGCUGACGGGGCUGGAGCUGCAAUCGCCAUGGAGACCCUCUACCGGGUGCCGUUCUUGGUGCUGGAAUGUCCCAACGUUAAACUGAAGCGGCCGAGCUGGGUGCACAUGCCCUCGGCCAUGACCGUCUACGCGAUGGUGGUGGUUUCUUACUUCCUCAUCACGGGAGGCAUAAUUUAUGAUGUGAUUGUAGAACCUCCCAGUGUUGGCUCAAUGACUGAUGAACAUGGCCAUCAGAGGCCUGUGGCAUUCUUGGCAUACAGAGUAAAUGGACAGUACAUUAUGGAAGGGCUUGCGUCCAGUUUCCUCUUUACAAUGGGAGGGCUUGGUUUUAUAAUACUGGAUCGUUCCAAUGCACCAAAUAUCCCAAAGCUGAAUAGAUUUCUGCUACUUUUUAUUGGAUUUGUGAGUGUCCUGUUGAGUUUCUUCAUGGCAAGAGUCUUCAUGCGGAUGAAAUUACCGGGCUACUUGAUGGGUUAGUGCCUUUUCUGAUUGCUACAGAUUGAAGAUUGUAUUUCCUUCUCAUUAGGAAGAAGAAUGGAUAGCAAAAAUCCGCAGCCCCACCACUUCUAUCUAAAGUAACAAGAGAGAGAGAUUGAGCAGACUAACAAAAGGAUUGUUUUCUCAUUUUCUCCUUAUAUAAAUAGGGUUUCUUACAGGUAGUUGGUUUAACAGAUGUGUGCCUAUUUUUAUUCAAUAUAUUAAAAAGGAAAAGUAUUCUUAUGUUACUCAGGCAUAAGUGCAUUAUGUCUGCACAAUAGAACCACAACUCUUCAAUCCUGUUCCCCAUCCUUCACAAUCAUCCUCAGAGUAAUAAUUCUGUACUUUCUUGGCUUGGUCUAUCUCCGUGUGGGAGAAUCUAUUUUGAAAAUGGGGAGGUAACAUUAACUUUUCAAAUAUUUGUAAAUAACAACUGUUGCUCAGUGAUUGCCACUGAAUGUUUAGGAACUUAAGGAAACAGGCAACCAGUUUUGUGCUCGCCUUUGGAUAAGCCAGCCCAGGGGACAGAGUGAUCAGCUACUAAGAAGAUACAGAAGAGGGGAGAGUUGGAGGAUUGUGGAGAAUGCCUGCUUGAGGUUGCCGCCUCACUCUAGCAUUGCAGGCAAUUGGUGCUUUAAAAUAUUUCAGGUGACACACUCUUCUAGCUACUUGCAAAGGCACUGAAAAAUACCUGUUUCUGCAUACAGAUUUGCAUCUGUGUUGCAUUAAAAAGAAGAGAUGACCUUAACUGACAUUCAUGUUAGUAGAUGAAACUAAACAUAUGCAAAAGAAAACCCAGUAUUGUGUGAUGGUAAUAGUUUCUUUACAGAAAAUAUAAAGACAUUAAACAUUUUUCUACUAAAGCA
Messenger RNA from Candoia aspera, 1391 nucleotides. RefSeq names its product oligosaccharyltransferase complex non-catalytic subunit (gene OSTC). Gene Ontology annotation, cellular component: oligosaccharyltransferase complex. The coding region runs from base 76 to 525 and encodes 149 amino acids. NCBI's taxonomy places the organism in Eukaryota, Metazoa, Chordata, Lepidosauria, Squamata, Candoiidae. The transcript is spliced from 4 exons. The record is from RefSeq and is a predicted model, not a curated record.